UAAAUACGAAGUAAUGGUAAAAUGGAGGGAAGUAAACUUGACUAAAGCACCCACAGAAAGAAAAUCAAAAGAACAGGAAAAAAGAUUUUCCAGGAAAAACACUUUCCCAUGCUUUUCCAGGUCAGAAUUUCGAGGAAAGACCAAUUUAUGUUACUGUAAUGCUUUGUGUCCCAUUUCCCAAGUUUCCAUAAUUCCAUAGUCAAUAUGACAAGUUCAAAGCAAUCCAAAAGGAAAAAGAAAAAAAGAAAGAAGAAAAAAGAAUUAAUAACAAAGGGAAAUAAGCCGAACCCCAAAACACACUAAACAAACACACAGAGCAGCAGAGAGAAGACUGAAACCACAAAUGGAAAUGGAUUGAUUGUCACUUGUUGUUUGUUGUCAGUAAAGUCCCAGUCUUUGCAAGAAGUAUCAGUCCAGUCAACUCCACAUAUUUGAUCCAACACGCCAUACAAGAAUUUUUUCUUUGCUGUUGUUGUUGUUGUUUUUUCUUUUCUUUGUUCCACCAUUAUACCACAUUGCCUCAAUUUCCUCAACAAUCUUUUUUUUAAUUAUUUAUUAUCUCUCCAUCUCUCUCUCUGUCCAAAUCUAUCACUCUGUAGCCUUUUCUUAUUCUUGAUUCUUGAUUCUUGAUUCUGCUAUUCCCUUCUUCUUGUCUCCUCCUCUCCACCUGAACAACUAAACUCAGAACCCAGUCUAUAAGCUUUGUGUCAUAUAUAGAUUUUUGUAUUGCUUACUUCCUAGAGAGAAUAGAAAAAGUGGUUAGUUCAAGCUAUAAAAAAAUGACAAGGUAUGCGUGUGGCAAUUCUUGUUUCUUCUCUUUCUCUAUCUCUUCCUUGUUCUUGUUCUUGCUGUUUCCUUUUGGGUUUUCUUUAUCCACAAAUCAAACAAACACUAUGAUCACUCUUUCCAAGCUUCUUAAAAAUAAUACUGCUUCUUCGCCAUGGGAUGCUACUUCACAGCCUAACCCAUGUUUAUGGAAAGGGGUUACAUGCAGUCUUGAUGGUACGUCAGUAACUAGUCUUUCUCUAUAUGGGUUUGGUGUUUCUAGUUCUGGGUUUCUGAUUAAUGUUUGCAAGAUUGAAUCUUUGCAGUCCCUUGAUCUCUCCAACAAUCGUUUUAGCUCAAUCCCAAGUGAGUUUAUUAGUAGUUGUGGAGGGAUCAAUGGUCUAAAGAGGUUGAAUUUUAGUAGAAAUGGGUUGACUGGUGUUUUGCCUACUUUUGAUGGUUUUGUCGGGUUAGAAUCCUUGGACUUGUCUUUUAAUUCACUGAGUGGUAGAGUUGAUUUGCAAUUAGAUGGAUUAAGUGCACUUAAAAGUUUAAAUCUUAGUUUUAAUAAAUUUACUGGUUCUGUUCCUGUAAAUCUUGGAAAAUCCAUGAUGUUAGAGGAAUUUAUGCUUUCUGAGAAUUUUUUCCAAGGUGAAAUACCCCAGGAAAUUUUCAGUUAUAAGAACUUGAGCAUGAUUGAUCUUGGUGCAAAUAAUCUUUUUGGGUCUAUUCCAAAUUCAAUUGGAAAUUUUACCAAGUUGCAGCUUUUGAUUCUGUCUGCCAAUAACUUGAGUGGAGAAAUCCCCCCUUCCAUUGCAAAUAUUCCAACUCUUUCCCGGUUUGCAGCAAAUCAGAAUGGGUUCUUCGGUAGAAUUCCCAGUGGAAUUACGAGAUAUCUUAGUUAUUUAGAUCUUAGUUAUAAUAAGUUAAAUGGUUCUCUUCCAUCAGACCUUUUGUCCCAGUCAAAUUUGCUAACUGUGGAUUUGUCUUAUAAUACGUUGGAUGGUUUAAUACCUGAAAAUAUAUCUCAAAGCUUGGUCAGACUGAGAUUGGGAAGCAACUUACUUCACGGGCAGAUCCCGCGCUCAUUCCCAUCAUUGCAGUUGACUUACUUGGAGCUGGAUAACAAUAGCUUGAAUGGUGUGAUACCUGCUGAGUUGGGUUCUUUGCAGAGUUUAGCAUUGUUGAAUUUGGCUCAGAAUAAUCUUAAUGGUUCCUUGCCAGUACAAUUAGGCAAUAUUAGCAAACUUCAGGUUUUGAAACUUCAACUCAACAAGUUUGAUGGAGAAAUCCCUCCAUCCAUCUCUCAAUUACACAAGCUGUCAACUUUGAAUAUCAGUUGGAAUUCACUUACUGGUCCGAUACCCUUUUCGAUUUCCAACUUGCAAGACCUUGCUCACUUGAACUUGCAAGGAAACAAGCUUAAUGGUUCAUUACCAGACAACAUCAACAGCAUGAGUUCUCUGUUAGAACUCCAACUUGGAGAAAAUCAACUGGGUGGGAGGAUUCCAAUGAUGCCAACAAAGUUGCAGAUUGCUUUGAAUCUCAGCAGCAACCUCUUUCAAGGGCCUAUUCCGAACACUCUUUCCCAACUCAAGGAUUUAGAAAUUUUGGACCUCUCAAACAACAAAUUCUCAGGUGAAAUUCCAGAUUUUCUUACCCAAUUGCAAUCCUUAACACAGUUAAUACUCUCAAAUAAUCAGCUCUCUGGAAUCAUCCCAGAGUUCCAGACAUGGGUUGCUUUGAAUGCUAGUGGAAAUGCAGGUCUUAUUAAUGCUACCAAACCAAACACUUCUGCGGAACUUGGAGAAAAGAGGAAUUCAGCUGCUGUUGCAGUUAUUCUUUCUGUUGUAUCUGCUGUUCUUGCUGUUGGGGUGGUCGCAAUUGUUGCUUUAACAUUCUCCAGACGAUUUCCCAAGGUUAACGAUCAGCCAUCGCAAUCAGGGGAAGAUCUUCCAGCCCCUCAGGUCAUCCAAGGGAAUUUGUUGACUGCAAAUACAAUCCACAGAUCGAAUAUCAACUUCAGCAAAGCCAUGGAAGCUGUUGCUGAUCCACGGAACAUAGUAUUGAAAACCAGGUUUUCCACAUACUAUAAGGCCACCAUGCCUUCUGGAGCAAGCUACUUUGUCAAGAAACUUAACUGGAGUGACAAGUUAUUCCAAUUAGGAAACCAUGAUAAAUUUGAUCAAGAGCUGAAAGUUUUAGGGAAGCUAAGCAAUUCAAAUGUCAUGACCCCAUUGGCAUAUGUGUUGACUGUUGAUAGUGCUUAUCUCUUCUAUGAGCAUGCUCAGAAGGGUACCCUUCUUGAUGUUCUGCAUGGUAAACUUGGACAUGCUUUGGACUGGGCAAGCCGUUACAGUAUAGCAGUUGGAGUGGCUCAGGGUCUUACUUUUCUACAUGGAUACACCUCUGGACCGAUUCUCCUUCUUGAUCUUUCAAGCAGAAACAUUUUGCUGAAGUCCCUGAAGGAGCCUUUAGUUGGAGACAUUGAACUCUACAAAUUGAUUGAUCCCACAAAGAGCACAGGUAGCUUUUCGACUGUUGCUGGUUCUGUCGGCUAUAUCCCACCAGAAUAUGCUUACACAAUGCGAGUAACAAUGGCGGGGAAUGUAUACAGCUUCGGGGUGGUUCUACUGGAACUACUAACAGGAAAGCCAGCAGUUAGUGAGGGAACUGAAUUAGCGAAGUGGGUCUUAAGCAAGUCAUCACAGCAGGAUAGAUGGGAUCACAUCCUUGAUUUUAACAUCAGCAGAACUUCACUGGCUGUCAGAGGCCAAAUGCUUGCAAUACUUAAAAUUGCUCUCAGUUGUGUCAGUCUUUCGCCAGAAGCAAGGCCAAAGAUGAAGAGUGUGCUGCGGAUGAUCCUCAAUGCACGAUGAAGCUAACCGAUGUGAGACAAAUCUGGAUAGAAGUAUGCAUAACGUGAAACACAUCAGUUCUGCUUAUUUGAUAUCAAUAGAUAGUACAGAAGCCUCUAAAUCUCCUCUAUGUCUACACAUAAUACUGCAGCUGCUGGAAGCCAACUGCAAGUAAUCUGUAAUACACUUUCAUAGAUAAUAUGUAACCAUGUGAAAAUAGCAAUAGAAAUUUUGGAUGUAAUUUAUCAAUUGUUCUUCUUUUUAUUAUUAUUUUUAUUAUUUUAA
Molecule: messenger RNA, 3908 nt
Organism: Ricinus communis (castor bean)
Lineage: Eukaryota; Viridiplantae; Streptophyta; Magnoliopsida; Malpighiales; Euphorbiaceae
Product: leucine-rich repeat receptor-like tyrosine-protein kinase PXC3
Exons: 2
Coding region: 780-3644 (954 amino acids)
Biological process (GO): hormone-mediated signaling pathway; protein phosphorylation
Cellular component (GO): plasma membrane
Molecular function (GO): protein kinase activity; protein binding; ATP binding
Source: RefSeq, a predicted model, not a curated record